Molecule: messenger RNA, 1427 nt
Organism: Xiphias gladius (swordfish)
Lineage: Eukaryota; Metazoa; Chordata; Actinopteri; Istiophoriformes; Xiphiidae
Gene: sae1
Product: SUMO1 activating enzyme subunit 1
Exons: 9
Coding region: 136-1182 (348 amino acids)
Biological process (GO): protein sumoylation
Cellular component (GO): cytoplasm; SUMO activating enzyme complex
Molecular function (GO): SUMO activating enzyme activity
Source: RefSeq, a predicted model, not a curated record
AAUUUUGUUUCGUUCUGCAACGUCAUCACCCAGCGCCCAUUCAGCGGGACUGUCGCGGCAUUUGAAACAUCUACAUCUAUAUCGGUACAAUACGGUUACUUUACACCGAAGUUACCGUCGUUAGAGUGAACUGAAAUGAUCGAUAUGAUCGAGAAAGAGGACCCGGUCAUCAGCGAGGAGGAGGCGGCACAGUAUGACCGCCAGAUUCGAUUGUGGGGGCUGGAUGCCCAGAAGAGGUUGCGAGGGUCCCGUGUGCUCCUGGCAGGUUUAAGUGGUCUCGGUGCUGAAGUGGCCAAAAACCUUAUCCUGGCUGGAGUUAAAGGACUCACUUUGCUGGAUCACGAACAGGUGUCAGAGGAGUCAUGUCGAGCUCAGUUCCUGGUCCCGGUGACAGCGCAGGGUCAAAAUCGGGCUCAGGCCUCUCUGGAGCGAGCACAGAACCUCAACCCAAUGGUUGAGGUCCACGCCGACCCAGGCAGAGUCGAAGACAAACCAGAUGACUUCUUUCUGCAAUUUGAUGCGGUGUGUCUGACAGGCUGCUCCAGAGACCUGAUGGUGCGGGUCGACCAGCUCUGUUCUCAGCGCAACAUCAAGGUCUUCUGUGGGGACGUCUAUGGUUACUAUGGUUACAUGUUCUGCAACCUCGGACGGGAACACAACUAUGUCGAGGAGAAACUGAAAGUAGUGAAACCGACUGGAGAGUCUAACAAUGGGCCAGAGGCAAAGAAAGCUAAGGUUGACCCCAGCGAGACCACCAUGGUGAAAAAGACGGCCAGUUUCUGCACUCUGAAGGAGGCUCUGGAGGUUGACUGGACAAGUGAGAAGGCCAAAGCUGGUCUGAAGCGAACACCAGUGGACUACUUCCUGCUUCACGUUCUGUUGAAGUUUCGCACAGACAAGGGCCGUGACCCCGACCCACAGUCGUUUGCGGGAGACAGCCAGCUCCUGAGACAGAUCCGUGAUGACGUCCUCGAGGCCUUGGCAGUCAGCAGUGACCUCCUGAACGAUGACUUCAUCAGCUACUGCUUCUCUGAGAUGUCUCCAGUGUGCGCUGUCAUGGGAGGAGUUCUGGGACAGGAAAUUGUCAAGGCUCUCUCCCAAAGAGACGCUCCUCACCGGAACUUCUUCUUCUUCGAUGGUCGUAAAGGCAACGGCGUGGUCGACUACUUUGGACCAAACUAAACACCUGUCACACCUGUGCACAGGACAGUUUUACACGCAAAUACAAGUCCAACAAAUUUCUGUCUCUUUUUUAGUUUGUUCUGUGAGAUUAUUUAUAUCAGUACUUGCUCCACUAGUCAUAAAAUUCAUCUGUUGUUCGUGUUUAUUUUGUCAUUUGAUCGAUUUUCCCGCAAAAUCAGACACUUUCUUGAGCACACAAUGGGAUUUUCUUACAUUUGCUAAUAAAACAUUGUUUAGUAAAAGGA